AUGGCCCUAAUCAGACUCGAGCAGCUCGCUCGACCUUUGCAAGAUGAAGAACCCGAAUGUGGGCUGCUGCAGCUUCCACAGGAGCUCGUAUAUCUAAUAGUGUCUUACCUCCCAGUACCAUCGGCAGUAUCCUUAUCUUUGACUUGCAAAACAUUCAAAGCGCUUGUUCACGGACUUGGUAUCGUGUUGGGAAAGACCGAUUUCAAGUCUCGGGCUGAACUUCUCGCGACGUUGCAACAAGAUCUGCCGGGUAUAUACUUCUGCUACUGUUGCUAUAAGCUACGUCGUCUCAAGCCAAACGCAGAUUGGAACGGUCAGCCUCACAAGUGGACUCCUGGUCCUUUUCACCCCCGAUCAUGGUGGCUGAGCGAGCAAAGCAACGUCUGGCAUGUCCCCAUGCCAUACCAUUUCCCUACCUUCAAGAGCCACUUCCACAUCGACUUCAUGGAGGUCUAUCUGAUCAUGAACGCUCAUUUUCUGGGUCCUUCUCACGGGAUACCACUCGAGACUAUGCAGCGCUACGUCGCGUUCCAGGAUCACAUCGAGCUCAACAUUUGUCAACCGUCCGGCAAUCAUGGUAGCCACCCUGGCGAUCAUCCUCGGACUAGGCAAGGGCUUGUCGGUCUCUCCCAGAAGAAUGCCGAGGAGUUCCCUCGACUGGAGGGGCUGUGGAGGUUAAAUGGACCGCUGGUGCCCUGGCAGUGCCUGGCAAGACUCAUCAGCAGCCUGGAACCAGAGGUCUGCCGGCAUAUGAGGUGCUCGGCCGCUUCGAGCCCCCCGUUCUGCAAUCUAGUUCCGAUGAACCGCGGUGCCAACGAGGCGCAGCGGUCGCUGCCGGGCAAUGGAUUGUACAUGGUGCCAUUGUGCGCAAGCCCGGAAUCGGAUUCCUGCAUGAUAUGCAACGCGGACUACGACAUCUCUCUCAUCCAGGACACGGACAACAACCAAUGGGCCUUCACCCUCAGUGUCUACCACUGCCUGGGUGAAUGUCGGACUCCGAGGGACGAGAAUUGGAGCUUGUUUGUACAUGAUUUGUCCGGCCGCUUGGGAGAUGCUGUUGGCCGUCUGCAUGAGCGCGCCCGAAGAGGCGUCAGGGUUUCCAAGCAUGCUGGCAAUGCUCGACGGAACUGGGUCGAGGGGGGGCAGAGUCAGGUGGUGUGUCAUGGUGGCCAAGAGCAGGAGAUUGUUUCCCUAUUGGAUGACUAG
Molecule: messenger RNA, 1206 nt
Organism: Trichoderma reesei QM6a
Lineage: Eukaryota; Fungi; Ascomycota; Sordariomycetes; Hypocreales; Hypocreaceae
Exons: 2
Coding region: 1-1206 (401 amino acids)
Molecular function (GO): protein binding
Source: RefSeq, a predicted model, not a curated record